Colletotrichum gloeosporioides is the source of this 5973-nucleotide messenger RNA. RefSeq lists its product as uncharacterized. Gene Ontology annotation, molecular function: DNA binding. NCBI's taxonomy places the organism in Eukaryota, Fungi, Ascomycota, Sordariomycetes, Glomerellales, Glomerellaceae. The transcript is spliced from 2 exons. Bases 1 to 5973 code for a protein of 1990 amino acids. Gene Ontology annotation, biological process: 5S class rRNA transcription by RNA polymerase III; transcription initiation at RNA polymerase III promoter. Gene Ontology annotation, cellular component: transcription factor TFIIIC complex. The record is from RefSeq and is a predicted model, not a curated record.
AUGUCCCGCGACCUGGAGCGAUUGAUCGAGUCACUCAUCACUGAUGUCUCCUGCUACGGUGACCUAGGAUGUACCGUUUCCCACGUCUUGGAAGCACUAGACGCAUUCUACCAAGAUGCGCAUUUGAGAAGCGACAAGAUAUCUAUGGUCGAUCCAUCGGCCUCGACGAGGACUAACCAACUCCUUUGGUCCACAGCAUGGGACUGGCUUAGGAUCAGGAAGGAUCUUUCUGUUGGAGCCAAUCGAAAAUGGAAUCACUUACCCUUGUCGGAUAUCCUGACCAUACCAGAUGCAGACGCCCAAGAUGGCAUCGCAAUGAAGUCAUCCAGUGCAUCCAUUGCAAGCCGUGAUGUUGCAUCUACAAACGAAGCUCAGCCUCAACCAGGUGCGGGGCCACCGCGGAAGGACCUGCCGCGCAAAAGACCUCGCAUCUACGUAUCUGAAGAUCGGAUGUGGGAAUCGAUCGCUGGACACGCUCCAGACUACCGAAGAGUUCCAAGGCUGGAGUGGAUGGCCUUGGUUGGAAUAGCAUCGACGAAGCAGCAAGGAAUUCUGCAGGGAGAUCUUGGUCGACUUGUCGGCCAAGACAAACGUUCACUGCCAAAAAGAACGGACGCUCUCGCAGAAAAGGGAUACAUUUCCAAGCGCACAACUCUUGUGAGAGGCACAAAAACAAGCAAGCUGUGGCUUACACGCUUUGCUCCUGCGCUUCCUACGGACCCCACGAAAGUCGCCGCUGGUAUGCCCGCCAAUGUCGACAUGUCUCGGGAAGCAUUGGCAAGUGAUCUCGAACCUGUUUCCUGGCGUGGAAGAUGGACAGGGGACUCGGUCGAUUAUAUUUCUCUGGCCCAAACAAUUAUGGCCGUGGUGAAAGCCUACCGAAUCAUCAGAUAUCACGACUUGCGGUGUAAGCUGGGCAUCCUAGGCCUCAGGUGGCAGAUGAAAGUUGCCGCAAAGACCUGUCGCUUUUUCGUUCGAACAGGUGCCAUUCAAUACGUGGGCGCCACCUUGUCAGGCAAGCUAUUCAAGGACUGUCUCAAGUUCGACCAUGACCUUACUCAUGAGGACUGGGCUGCCUAUCUGGCGACCGGAAAACAAAAGAGCCCUUCGUUCUCAUCCUCUGGCUUUGAUGCCGGACUUUUCCCCGCCGAUGGAAUGAAUGCGCAAGGCCCAACUCUCGAUACCGCUUCGCGCCCAGGAUUGGGCCCUCAGCGCAGUAAAAAGACGCGUGCUGCUCCCUGGGUUGCCGACAAGCCCCUGACCACCACUGUGUUCGACAACAUCCAAGCUGCCGGCUCCGCUGGUCUCUCGAACAAACAAAUAGGUGACUCGACACUAGGACCGUCAUUCAGGAGAUACUUGUCGUCCAUCUCAUCAACAUUGGCUAUUCCAGCGCUGCAGCCGAACCACCUCAAGCAUUUCCAAGUACUGAGUGAAAUGCAUCGAAAGGGCAAGUCACAACAAUAUCGCUACUUCGCCCCGCAACUGCCAGGGCCUCCGGAACCUUCUUCUGCUGAAGCAGUCGGGGAUAACGACUAUGGUGUAAACGACGCAGUGCACAGGGGCGAUUCACACGCAGGAUCGAUCAGUCUUUUCACGGCUCCUUCUAUCCCGCCGGAUACUGUUCGCGCUGUCGGUGGUCUGACAGCACUUGCGCAAGGCCCUGGCAAGGGAGCAACGAUGAGUGGCUCAAAACGGAAAGCCGAGGUUCUGGGAAUCUCACAUGCGAACGAACCUCGAGAUGUCGGAUCUCGUCGGGGAAAGCGGGCGAGGCUGGCAUUGCUGGCGUAUCAAGAAGGCCUAGACGAAGAGCACAACGUUCCGCCAGCGAUUAGCCAUGAUGCCAACCCUGAAUUGUCUUUGAGGAUGCCCACUCGUGGAAGCAUGGGAAGAAGAAAGGCAGUCAGCACAGAGCUUGACUCUAUGAUUGUUAAACUCAAGGUCAAGCCGGAAGCGUUGUCGGAUGUUACGCGGGCUCUGGCAGGAGGCUCAAGGGGCGAAAACAGAGUCGAUCCCGCAUCGGCUGAGACCGGCUUCGAAGACAGAGUGGAGGCUCGCAUUUCGCUGAGGAGAGAUUCUGUUUCACGUCUAGAAUCAGGACACGAUGCAUCUGUUAGUCUGAAAUCGGCCGAGGACACCGUAGCUCCCGACGACACACAAGAAUCGAUUGUGGUCGCCCAUGAAAAUCAGGAUCGAACCGCUCAGGAAAAUUCCUUGCAGCCGGUCAACGAAGCCGCUGCUGGAGAAACAACAAGACGCGGAGGGCGACGUGGAAAGAAGAAAGGAGCAGAAAAGAAGAUACGGCGCGUCUUUAAAUGCGAAAAGUGUGGAGGAACUUGGAAGAAUGACGUUGGCAUCAAGUACCAUCUCGAGAAGUCAAAAACGACUUGUAACCCGAGUUACGUUCCACCAGCGACAGCUCCGCCAGAAUUGGUGGACAGAAUAUCUACUUCCGCAAAGCUAGUGACACCUCGUCAGACUAGACAUCGCCAAGCCACAACACCUGCCAUCGAUGAAGCGGAGGAAAUACUGCCCUCGCCAACGGGCGGUCUUACACUGGGUGCUGUUGCCCCUCAUGCGGCAGCAGCCGGCCUAGAUGACUUGAGCAAUAUGGAUACCCUGAUCUCAGAUGGCAACACUGCUACUCGAAGAAGAAAUCCGAGGACCUCACGGCCUAGAUGGUCGCAUGCAUCUUCUGAGGCGAGAUUUGGGGUCAGAAACCGCAUUAGCGGCCAACGCCAACCGUGCAAAUCAUCCUCGCUUCGGCCACCAAUUUCUGUCGUCAGAUCUUCGAUGAGUGGCCUUAUUGAUGACACAGACGGUACUGUCAGAGACAUGCCUGCAGAACACGCCCCAAUCCAGCCGUCCUUCAAACGCUUGCGAGUUGAGGAAACAACAACAACAACAACGAGUGCUGCUGCUGUUGACCGUCGCGGCAGUCCAUCGACCAGUUUUGUCGAAGCUGGUGGAGCCUUUUUACCGACAUAUGGUGCACAAGAGCGCGGCAGUGGAGGGCAAAUCAACUCUAAGUCGAAUACACCAGGGGCAGAAACAUCAUCCACUGUUACACUCGGCUUAUCAAACGCAGAGGCAUUGCGAACCAGUAUUGGCAUCAAAGGUGCUUUGGCAGUCUCCGGGCAGGAUCUCAUGGAGAAAAUUCUCAUGCACAUCCUGCAUGCCAACGGUGGAGUCUUCCCUGGCGGUUGCUCCGUUUGGUAUGCCGUUCUCGCAACGUGGGAAGUAGCUUUCCCGGGCGAACCCGCACCGGCUCACCAGAGCUACAAAGAUGCCCUGGCCCGAUUGGCCAAGAGAAAACAGAUCGUUGUCAGUACACAUGCCUUCAAGGAUUCUAGAGGUAUGAUGGCAAAUUACCAAUUACUGAGGGUCCCCGAGGUUGAGGCAUCUUCACCAGCUGGCGCAGCCAUGAAAGCAAAGAUCACUGCAGCGCAUCCCAAGGCCUAUACACCCUUGGCGUUCACUCCCAAGACCGGGCUCCAUGAUGAAGACAACAACGACGUCCAGCCCGUUUUCUCGAGCCGGCGAAAACUCGUCCAGGGAAUCGACGUUCUUGAUGCGCCUUUUUAUGCUAAGAAAGCCGCAAAUGAACGGCCCCUCACCCCACCUGAGGGUACCAAUCUGACUCCACGGAAACGGAAGAGGAGAAUGGUGACGAAGGAGCAAAUUACACAUGCCGAGGAUGACGGCCCUGAUGGUACACGACGUCGGGACAUUUUCCGAUUUUUUAUGGACGGCAACGAGGGUGCGCACAACGGACUUACGCGGUCAAAUUCGAUGGAAGCUGGAAGAAGCUGCUUCGCAACCCCCUUGAUGUUCCUUAAACCCAACACUUAUCUCAACCAAGAUGUGCCAGAGGAAGUCAGACAUUGCCUGCUAUUACCCGACGACCCAAAUCCUGAGCCAACAUACCCGUCAGCACCAGCCAAGGACGCUGUAUUCAAUAACUUCAACGUCAGUUUCACUGAAGCCACCGUUAUUGUAGGUCAAAGGGGCGUCUGGCCGGCAACUGACGACAGUUUGUUCGAUGUCGAAGACUGCAGCUUGACAACACUAGGUUGGAUGCCGGAUUCUCGAUGGUUCCUGAAACAAAAUCUACCGCAAAACUUGGCUGAGAUGGUGAAAUGGCGCGGCCGCCCGCGGACCAAGUUUCCAAGAAGCAGCCAGUAUCAGGAGUUUUCUGAGCAAGUCGAUGCCUGCUUCGACUGGGAGUUGUCGACUGAGGGUAUGAAGCUCAUGUUGGCCGAGUCAAUCGUGCCAGAGCACAUCUUCAUCAAUCUUGGCGUUAGCGACCUGCCAGGCAAAUGGGAGAAUCCUCGUCUUGACUGGAAUUCCGCUAAUCAAUUGAGUGCGUCUCUAUUGUUCGACGUGCGCUUAUCCGACUUCACUACCACUGCGGCCGAUCAUCUCUGGGGUGGUGACCUUGGCCGUCAACGGCGACGCAAGCGACGACAGAAGCAACCCAUCACAAACACAAAGGACCUUGUAGUGGGUAUAGAUCUGAAGAUCAGGUCGCUCAUAACACUGCCAAAGGAUGCGGACCUGCGAGAGGCAUCCAAGCGGAACAACGGACUGGAUGAGACCAACGAGACAAUCUUGAUAGCGGCGUUCGUUGUGACUAGGACAUUACUAGGCGGCGCCGACAGGGUCAUCGAAUGGGGCUUGAUGAUGACGUUAUUCCCAGACAUGGCUCUCAGUGCUAUGCGGCGAUUCUGGUCCAAAGCCCGGAAGGACCGACGGACGUUCAUUAGUCAACUCACAGAACGAUUCCAGAUUCGAUUCAUUCCCGCCUACGAGAACAAUGAGUUCCCUCCGAUUGACUUUGAUAACUAUGUCGACUACGAUUGGGUCCGUCUCAUCAGAUGGACCGCUGGGCUCGUCGAGGACUCCGUGGAGCUGCCCGCGAGCAAAAAUGCCCUGGUUCAAGGAUAUUCUCUCGCACCAGCCUGGGCAGACGUUGAUAAUUGGCGCGAAGAUUACUACAAUUUUCAGAUGUCUGUCUUUAACAGAUUUGAAGCCGCUACCUCGCGCCCGGCUACAUCCCUCAUCGAUGAAGUCAGCGGAUCUACCCCAAAUGCAAAAGCAAAAGACCUGGUUACAGCAAUGUCCUGGCUUCGCUCUCUCUGCUACACGCCGCGCGAUAGAUACGCACCCCAAGACAUAAGGAAAAAAAUGGCCAGCAUAGGAGGCGGGGACGAGGAGCGCAUUCAAAAUUUGCUCGAGCAAGCGGUUGAGACCCUCCAAGGCCAGGGCAUUAUUACGGACAGCAAGCUGAAGGCACUCGAGGGAAGGCCAUACCGCCUUACUGAGACGUUUCUUCCUCGGUUGAUGAAGUGGACGCAUCAGCACAAGUUUGUUGACGCCGCCCGCUUCAAGUCGCGACUUGAUGUCAGCUUUCGAAGAGGCGAAAAGAUUCGUAUUCCUUACGUUCUCAGAGACGGUGAAGUUAUGGCGAUGAUGAACCUGCAGGCGAAUGGGAGAGUGGCCGUAACCACAGUCGAUGUCCCGAGCAUUCCUCUGGGAUUUGAUCCCGGCAACUAUGAAAGCAGAAAGUACCCGAAGUCGUAUUAUAACUUUGGCCUUGAGAUCGCUCCCACACGACAGUAUCUGUACGACGACGAUUUAGAGGUUAUCGAACGUGCAAGAAGCAACAGGCCCCCACGAGAAAACCAGAACCGAGCCAUACCAUUGUGGUCUGACUUUUUUGGGGAGCUCAACAUAGAACGCUGGUCACAGGUCCUCGGUGCGGUCGCUUUCGUCAUAGCCACGCGCGGCCCGCUGGACGUCCCGUCUGUUUGCGCAGUUUUGAAACCAUACCUUCAAGAAUUUGAGGUUGAAAUGGUUUUCGAUUGGGGCCGACAUAAUGGGGUGUUAAAGCACAUGGCACACGGGACGAGCUGCACAGUGGACGAGUGGUGGUGGCUGCUUGUCGGGAGGCAGCGAGGCAUUACGUUAUGA